AAUGGCACUUUUCAAUAACCUCUUGAGUACAACUUUCUCUCCUCUAAGGCACUUCCUAUUUAUUUGAUUCCCUAUCAAGCUGCCAUUUAUUUUCUCAACUUGCUUGUCUAAGGGACUCUUAAACACUUCCCCUUACCCCACCAAACUUUUCUCUCUCGUUUCCACGUAGCUUUGUUUCGACAGAAAAAAAAAAAUUAAAAAAAAAGUUUACAACAUAAUUUGCAGCUUUAGAAAAGUGUUUUCCAAAGAAAAGUUUGUGAGUUGAAGAUAAGAUUUUAAGAUUAACGUACACAUGGGAAGACACUCUUGUUGCUACAAGCAGAAGUUAAGGAAAGGACUUUGGUCUCCAGAGGAAGAUGAGAAGCUUUUGAAUUACAUCACCAAACAUGGUCAUGGAUGUUGGAGUUCAGUUCCCAAACUAGCUGGUUUGCAGAGGUGUGGAAAGAGCUGCAGGUUAAGGUGGAUAAAUUACUUGAGGCCUGAUUUGAAAAGAGGAGCAUUCUCACAACAAGAAGAGAAUUUGAUUAUUGAACUCCAUGCAGUCCUUGGAAACAGAUGGUCUCAGAUUGCAGCACAGUUACCAGGAAGAACUGAUAAUGAGAUUAAAAAUCUUUGGAAUUCAUGUCUCAAAAAGAAGCUAAGACAAAAAGGCAUUGACCCAAACACACACAAACCACUCUGUGAAGUUGAAAAUGACAAGGAAAAGCCACUCAUAACAAACAAAACCAAUCAAAAAGCCUCAGUUUCAUCCAAUGAAGUUAUGAAUUUGGUAAUUGAGCCUUCAAAACCAAAACCAACUACUGCUUCCAUUUCUAUAGAAGGAUACCCUCUUGAAGUUUCUACAAGUUCCAUCAACAGGUCAUCUGAUAUGUCAGGUUAUUUUUCUUUCCAACACUUGAACUAUGAACCAAACAUGGUGAUUUCUGAAAACAUUCCAAAUGCUUCUAUUUGUUUCACACCAACCUCAAAUUCUUCACAAAUUAUGUCAGAUACUAAUAACUCUGGUAUAACUUCAACUAUGCUUCAUUCUGUUUCAACCUCAAUUUUCCAAACACCAACAAAUGUAAAGCCAACUGUUUCAAUAUCUUCUGAUGGAGUUCAAAACUGGGAAGCAAGUAACAACAACUUCAGUAGUAACAUUAACAACACAAACAACAGCACUUUACCUUUACAAGAAGAAAUGAAAUGGUGUGAAUAUCUUAACACACCAUUUCUUAUGCAGAAUCAACAACCCUCUCAACCUCAAUCUAUCUACAAUGAGGUUAAACCAGAAACAGGUUUCAUAACAGAUGAGUCAUGUGGUACUAGUUGGCACCAUCAGCAAAAUCAGCAGCAACCACAACAAGCUUUUCAACUUUCUGAUAUAUAUAGCAAGGAUCUUCUGCAGAGAUUUUCAGUGGCUUUUGGACAAACCCUUUAGCCUGUUCUAUACUAAAAUUGUGGAAAUGUGGAAACUUUCAAUUCAAAGAAAGAAACAAAGAUGGUGAUGGACUUUUCCUAUAUAGGUCAGAAGUUUCUUAUAUGUGAGUUUUCUGACCACAGGUGUGUGCUGUAAAUUUCCCUUUUCAAAAAAAAACUUCCAUAUUGUAUAUGUGUUUGAUACCCAAAAAAAAAUCUUUUUUCAGCAUUAUUAUGUAAUUACAGUAUAAUAAUUUGUGAUUGAUCCCAGCUUAUUUAUAAACCAUUUUUUUAAUUUCCUCAAGCAUAGAGGCAAUUCUUCAGAAUAAGGCUUGUUGCAAAAUUAUUCAGUUACUAUUAUGGAUCUGUAUUCUGUGAAUUUUUGUGUAUAUAUAUAGUUGACUGCACUUUUUAUA
Molecule: messenger RNA, 1814 nt
Organism: Cicer arietinum (chickpea)
Lineage: Eukaryota; Viridiplantae; Streptophyta; Magnoliopsida; Fabales; Fabaceae
Product: transcription factor MYB61
Source: RefSeq, a predicted model, not a curated record